Canariomyces notabilis is the source of this 985-nucleotide messenger RNA. RefSeq names its product NAD(P)-binding protein. The transcript is spliced from 2 exons. Lineage: Eukaryota; Fungi; Ascomycota; Sordariomycetes; Sordariales; Chaetomiaceae. The record is from RefSeq and is a predicted model, not a curated record. Bases 56 to 877 code for a protein of 273 amino acids.
CGCACGUUUUCCAUUCCCGCCAUAGAUAUCAAUACUACCGGUAUAGGUCCUCAACAUGCGGACCGCAUAUUCCGUCAUGACAGAACCAAACAUGUACGCCGUCCUGGGCUCAACAGGCAACUGCGGCACCGCCCUUAUCGAGACGCUCCUGAACAAGCCCGAUGCCCGAGUUCAUGCGUAUUGCCGGGAUAGCGCCAAACUGCUCCGGCUGAUGCCGGGCAUCAAAGACGGCGGGCGGGUGCGCAUUUUCGAGGGCAGCAUCCACGAUGUCGACCUGUUGACCUCGUGCAUACUCGGUUGCCAUGCCGUUUUCCUCGUCGUCUCGACCAACGACAACAUCCCAGGCUGCCGAAUGGCACAAGACACAGCGACCGCUGUAAUCCAGGUCGCCCGAGAUCUGAGGUCGACCACUGGCGGGAGAGCGCGUCUGCCGAAGCUUGUUCUCCUGUCAUCCGCCACCAUAGACGACCAUUUUUCGCGCCACGUCCCGUACCUGCUGCGCCUUAUUCUCCUCCGCUCCGCUUCCCAUGUUUACCAAGACAUCAUCUCCGCCGAGCGGUUACUCCGGGCCCAAGAAGACUGGUUGACCACCAUAUACGUCAAGCCGGGGGCGCUGUCGGUUGACAUACAGCGGGGGCACGCCUUGAGCUUGACCGACGAGGACAGCCCGCUGUCCUAUCUGGAUCUUGCGGCGGCCAUGAUUGAAGCCGUGGACGACGAACAGGGCCUGUACGAUGGCAGGAAUGUAAGCGUGGUGAAUACGAAUGGCAGGGCAAAGUUCCCGACGGGCACGCCGAUGUGCAUUCUGAUGGGUCUUUUGAGGCACUUCUUUCCAUUCUUGCAUUCCUAUCUCCCGUCCAACACGGGCCCGCGAUGACGGUUUCGACUGAUAUAGCUGAGAUGGACUCCAUAGGCUAAUAGUGUGGUCGGUUAUGCCAGGCUGUUGUCUGGCUAUGCCGCUCAUAAAUAACAUGUUUCAUCCUGC